This is a messenger RNA of Zootoca vivipara (common lizard), 1364 nucleotides long. It is a transcript of the gene MOSPD1, whose product is annotated as motile sperm domain containing 1. NCBI's taxonomy places the organism in Eukaryota, Metazoa, Chordata, Lepidosauria, Squamata, Lacertidae. The record is from RefSeq and is a predicted model, not a curated record. Gene Ontology annotation, cellular component: cytoplasm.
GUGGUGGCGCGAAAGGGCAAAUGGGCUGAGGCGGCCGAGCGAGAGGGAGGUGGAGUCCGCCGCCUUCCCGGCAGCCCUAGCGCCUAGCGAUGCGGAAGGGGCGGGGAAAUGGGCGCGCACGUCCGCUGAGGCGAAGAGACGGCGCUUCCUCGGCGGCGGCUGGUGACCGAAAGAACCCGGGUCCGAGGGGUUUGCCAAGAUGCUUUCGGAUUCCUAAAUCACCCUGACGAGACAUUUGGGGAGACAAAGCCGCAGGCGCAGAAGCGAGGACGAAUCGGGGCCAAUGCAGCAGCAACGAAGGCAGCCAGAGUUAGUGGGAGGAAACCUUCCCGUCUUCCUCUUCCCCACGGAGCUUAUCUUUUAUGCGGACGACCAGUCGACCCACAAACAGGUCUUGACUCUCUAUAACCCCUACGAAUUUGCCUUGAAAUUCAAAGUUCUCUGCACAACCCCAAAUAAAUAUGUCGUGGUAGAUGCGGCGGGCGCGGUGAAGCCUCAGUGCUGUGUUGACAUCGUGAUCCGCCACCGAGACGUCCGACCUUGCCACUAUGGCGUGAUUGACAAGUUUCGGCUCCAGGUCUCUGAGCAGAGCCAGAGGAAAGCGCUGGGGAGGAAAGAGGUCGUCGCCACGCUGCUUCCGGCGGCAAAAGAGCCGAAGGAAGAGGAGGAGGGCAGGAUCACGGAGCACCUGGCAGAGAGCGUCUUUUUCGAGCAGGCCUUGUGCCAGCCAGAAAACAGAAUCGCCUCAUCGGGGCCAAGUUUGCUCACCGUGUUCCUCGGAAUCGUCUGCAUUGCGGCUCUCAUGCUUCCCACGCUGGGAGAAGGGGGUUCCCUCGUGCCCCUCCACCUCCACUUAAGUGUGAAUCAAAAGUUAGUAGCGGCUUAUGUAUUAGGUCUCGUCACGAUGGUCAUAUUAAGAACAUGAGCAAUAACACAAUUGGAUGCCCAUCUUUUUUUUCUUUUUUUUUACCGCAUUUUAAAUCUGCCUCCUGAACGUGGGCCUCUUGACUCCUGUUUGGGUGCAAAAAUCAUCUGGUGAUUUGCAUCACUCUCUCUUUUUUUGGAAAGGAAAGUUUUAACUCUGUUUUCACCGGAAAGACUCGCCGCUCGGAAGCGCUUUUCGACCGACAGCUAGGAAACGGUUGAAGGAAAAGGGAAUUGGGAGAAACUUUUCUACCUUCAUCUAGCCGUGCAAAAAUCUCCUUUGUGCUUUCUUUUUAAAAUUGCAUGUUUUUAAAAUUCACGCAGACUUCAGUGUUUGACCGCCAUAGGAGCGCCAGCAGUUCUGUCUGCAAAUGUUCCAUUGGCCUGUAAGUAUUGCAAAUUUAAAUACAGAGGAAAACGCCAGGAUGGCAGAAUACAAA